AUGGCGACUCAGACUCCGACUUCUAGCAUCGCUAUGGCCCUUGCCGGCAAGACGGCCUCCGUUGAUAUCCCCAAACCGCGUUUCGGUCACCCUUCCGGCGCCCACGCCCAGCGCACCCUCCAUCCUAACAUGCUCCCUACUCCUCCGAACUCCAUAUCUCCCACUCUUGCUCCCCACGGUUUUAAGCGGCACGACAUUAAUCUCCCAGCUUCGCCCCCUCUUGCGACGUCGCAACUUGACUCGGAUAUCGACCUCGGCGAUGCGGUUGACUCUGCGAACACGGGACACCGCAAUGCGACUGCCCACAGCCUCGAGGCUGCGGGUGCAAUCACACCGGGCAUGCUCGCCAAGUAUCAUCUCCCUGAGAUCUUGCUACAACAUGGCCCUCUGGCGAUUCGCCAUGUCAUGGGAUACUUGACGACCUCGGUACCUGGUUUUUCGGGAAUCCCUCCCGCAAAGGCCAGGAGACUAGUGGUCGCUGCGCUGGAAGGCCGAGGAGGCGACGAUAAGGGUAGCGACGCCAUUUUUGAAAAGGUUGGAUGGGGUCGCUGGGAUGCGCGUCGUCGUGGCGAGCCGUCGGGAGAAUUGCGCCGACACGAACUGUCGCCACCCUCGAGCGUCUCGGACAACUUUGCGCAACGCGGCAUGCAGAUACCGAGACGAGAAAGCUUCAAUCCGUACUACGGCUCUAGCGUUACUGGCGGCUCUGCUGUUUUCUCCUACACCGAGAUGGAGUUUGGCGGGCGCGAGGACAUGCUCGAGCACGAAGCGGACAAAAUGUCCCUUGAUGGCGUUGACCGCGACUACUGUUCUUCAUCUCCUGCUCCGGAGGAUGAUAUUCAAGACGAGGAUUGGGGCGAGGAAGACAUCACCGAUGAGGAGGACUGGGCACAGAUAGGUGCAGAUGCGCUACGCGCACGUUCCAUGAAUGGAGGAGGUGGAUUUGUGAACGGGAGACACCCGCCACAACUCCAUGGAGGAGGACCAGCCUCCUCGUCCCUCGCGAAAUCAGCACCACGCGGGGGUCCCAUUCAACAACUCGGCUUCUCGCUCCCCGAUAUUCAGGAGCGGGCUGCGGUCGAGGCUCUCUUACGACUUGGAUCUAUGUAA
Molecule: messenger RNA, 1110 nt
Organism: Aspergillus calidoustus
Lineage: Eukaryota; Fungi; Ascomycota; Eurotiomycetes; Eurotiales; Aspergillaceae
Source: the annotation of a GenBank genome assembly